AUGGCGGACCAGAUGCUCGGGCCUGGAGUACGACCUGCCGCAAUCUCGGCAGGCAUACAGAUUAUUCCCCCGAUGGUUGGACUGCGAAGUGGGUGUAGCUACCUGCGCUGCCUUCGAUGCGCCAGCGACCGCUGCUGGUGGAGACGUCUGCGAAGCCUGGAGCGUUGCACCUGGCUGGGCAGGCACAUUAUCGCGGCCGAGACUCUGGGAGUGAGACGGAACAGCGUCUGGUGGCUGUAUGCCGAAGUGGUUGUCGGGGAGGCUGUGAGAGGCGCCGGAAGCAGAGCUGGUGCAGACGUGUGUGGUGUUAGUGCCAAAGUUGACUCGAUUGGGAUGGCCAAUCCUGGCGCUGGUCGCACUGGCACUGUCGACGUUGUUAUUGUCGAAUGUUGCGAGAGUGGUGAUGCCGAUGACACAGCAGGUCCAAGUUUGGAAUGCGACGGUGCUGUCGAAAUUGGCGUGCUAUUGGGGUAG
This is a messenger RNA of Clonostachys solani, 474 nucleotides long. The record is from the annotation of a GenBank genome assembly. Lineage: Eukaryota; Fungi; Ascomycota; Sordariomycetes; Hypocreales; Bionectriaceae.